AUGCCUGGACGCGUGGUUGACCAGCCCAAGAAGAGGGUUUUGAUUGACACCACCAACACCCACAAUGUCCUCAAAUCCCCGCCGUCGGCGAAGAAGAGGAAACUCAACGGCAAUGGUCCUCAUGUCUCCUUCCACUCUUCGCAGCCCGGCUCGAAUGGGUUCAAAUCAAAGCUGGGCUCGUCCCAGCCGAAGAGCCAGUUCGAAACCGAAGUCCUCGAGAAGAUGACACAGGACAUUGCAGGCUUGAAGGAGAACAAUUCGGAAAAAGACCAGCAGUGGGAGAGACCGAGUCUGGACGACUUCAACCCAGACUCCGACCCAUUACGAUUCCAGCAGAUUGAGAUCGAGGAAGGCACCUUGCCGGGGGGGAAGAUUGCCCUCAAGAUGUUCGGUGUAUCAGAGACUGGCCACUCCAUCCUGCUCCAUGUCACUGACUUCCUCCAUUACCUCUAUGUGGCAGCUCCCGUCAAUUUUCAACGCUCAGACGUCGAAGGCUACAAAGCAUACCUCGAAACCCAACUGGCACAGCAUCAACCCAUCAUCCAUUCCGUUCAGAUGGUGCUUCGCGAAAACCUGUUUGGGUUCCAAGGCAAUCAAAAGAGCCCCUAUCUCAAGAUUACAGUGACAGACCCCAAGUUUAUCAACCGAUUGCGGACCUCAAUAGAGGAUGGACAUGCCAACUACAAAGGAAUGUGGAAGGGCGUCGAAAGCAAAAUUUUGACCUUCGACAACAUUCAAUAUGUUCUUCGCUUUAUGAUUGAUACCGGUGUCACUGGAAUGUCGUGGGUUGAGGUCCCUCCGCAGAAGUACCACGUCCUCCCUCAGCAUGAGCGGCAAUCUAAUUGCCAGAUCGAGGCAUUCUGUCACUACCGGGAUCUGAUCGCACAUGGACACGACGGCGAAUGGGCGAAAAUGGCACCACUCCGAAUCUUGUCCUUCGACAUUGAAUGCGCUGGUCGUAAAGGCGUCUUUCCCGAAGCCAAUCAAGAUCCCGUUAUUCAAAUUGCAAACGUGGUUACAAAAUAUGGCGAGUCGAAACCUUUUAUCCGAAAUGUCUUUGUGCUGGACACGUGCAGCCUGAUUGUGAAUACAAAGAUCUAUGAACAUAAAUCCGAGUCCGACAUGCUCAUGGCAUGGAGAGACUUCCUAGAGGAAGUCGACCCGGAUGUCAUCAUUGGCUACAAUAUUGCCAACUUUGACUUCCCCUACCUCCUUGACAGAGCAAAGCACCUCAAACUGACGAAAUUUCCUUACUGGUCCCGGCUCAAGAGUGUGGCAUCCCACGCUAAAGACACCAACUUCUCCAGCAAACAAAUGGGUAAUCGUGAUACGAAAGCCACAAACACCAAUGGACGAAUUCAACUGGAUCUGCUGCAGCUCGUUCAACGAGAUCAUCAACUUCGCAGCUACACUUUGAACUCUGUCUGUGCUCAUUUCUUGGGCGAGCAGAAGGAGGACGUCCAUCACACUAUGAUCACAGAACUAUACAAUGGGACUCCGGAUUCGAGGAGACGAUUGGCCGUCUACUGUCUGAAGGAUGCCUACCUUCCACAACGGCUAAUGGACAAACUUAUGUGCCUCGUCAACUACACGGAAAUGGCUAGAGUCACGGGGGUUCCUUUCAACUACCUUCUCGCUCGAGGGCAACAGGUGAAAUUUAUCAGCCAACUUUUCCGGAAGGCUUUAGAGCAGCAACUGGUCAUCCCGAAUCUGCGAAAUGAAAGCACGGACGAGCAGUACGAAGGUGCCACGGUCAUCGAGCCCAUUCGAGGGUAUUAUGAUGUACCGGUUGCAACUUUGGAUUUUGCUUCCUUGUAUCCUUCUAUCAUCCAGGCCCACAAUUUGUGUUACACCACGCUGCUGAACAAGAGCAUCAUUGAGAAACUCAACCUCAAAAAGGACGAAGACUAUAUUCUCACCCCCAAUGGAGAUCUCUUCUGCACUGCCAAAGUUCGGAAAGGACUUCUUACUCAAAUUCUGGAAGAGUUGCUUGGUGCACGAAAGCGAGCCAAAAAGGAACUUGCUGUGGAGACAGACCCAUUCAAGAAGGCCGUGCUCAAUGGCCGUCAACUUGCUCUCAAAGUGUCUGCAAAUUCCGUCUACGGUAUCACAGGUGCCACUGUUGGGAAAUUGCCCUGUCUCGCUAUUGCCUCCAGUACCACAGCUUAUGGCCGUCAAAUGAUUGAAAAGACAAAGCACGAGGUCGAACAAAAGUACACAAUGGCAAAUGGCUACUCCCAUGACGCCCAGGUCAUCUACGGUGAUACUGAUUCAGUAAUGGUCAAGUUUGGUGAGAAAGAUCUUGCGAAGACCAUGGAACUUGGAGAGGAAGCCGCCAACUUUGUCUCUGCCAAAUUCAUCAAACCAAUCAAAUUGGAAUUCGAAAAAGUCUACUUCCCCUACUUGCUGAUCAACAAGAAGCGAUACGCAGGACUGUAUUGGACGAAUGCAGAGAAGCAUGACAAGAUGGACAGCAAAGGCAUUGAGACUGUCCGUCGAGACAAUUGUCGUCUUGUCCAAGUCGUCAUUGAGACGGUCCUCAAGAAGAUCUUGAUUGAUCGUGACCUAGAGGGCGCACAGGACUAUGUCAAGGAGACCAUUGCUAAUCUUCUGCAAAACAAGAUCGAUCUUAGCAUGCUGGUGAUUACGAAGGCACUCAGCAAAAGCGACUACACUGCCAAACAAGCGCACGUGGAACUAGCCGAGCGGAUGAAGAAACGUGACGCAGGCUCAGCCCCAGCACUGGGCGACCGCGUUGCGUAUGUCAUGGUGAAAGGCGCCAGCGGAUCGAAGAAUUACGAGAACUCAGAAGACCCGAUAUAUGUGCUCGAAAACAAUGUGCCCAUCGACACAAAAUAUUAUCUGGAUAAUCAACUCGCCAAUCCUCUGGCAAGAAUCUUCGAGCCUAUCCUCGGUGAACGACGCGCUAAUUCUCUGCUUGCGGGCGACCAUACACGGUCCAUCUCCGUUGCUGCCCCUACGCUCGGCGGACUGAUGAAAUUCGCCAAAAAGACGCAGACAUGCAUGGGCUGCAAGAAGCCUCUUGUCAACGCCCAAGAGUCCAAGGGCGCGGUGUGCGAAAACUGCCGUCCCCGAAUAGGCGAGUUAUACACCAAACAAAUCAAAAAGGUUGGCGAGCUGGAAGUCAGGUUUGCGAGACUGUGGACGCAGUGCCAACGGUGCCAGGGGAGUAUGCACUCCGAGGUGCUUUGCUCGAGCAGGGAUUGUCCGAUCUUCUAUAUGAGGAUGAAAGCGAGAAAGGAGGUGGAGGAGUCAGGAAAGGAGCUGGCAAGAUUCGAUGCCGAUGUGGGUGCAAUUUGGUAG
Fonsecaea multimorphosa CBS 102226 is the source of this 3324-nucleotide messenger RNA. RefSeq lists its product as uncharacterized. Gene Ontology annotation, biological process: DNA replication proofreading; DNA-templated DNA replication; nucleotide-excision repair, DNA gap filling. Gene Ontology annotation, cellular component: delta DNA polymerase complex. Lineage: Eukaryota; Fungi; Ascomycota; Eurotiomycetes; Chaetothyriales; Herpotrichiellaceae. Gene Ontology annotation, molecular function: nucleotide binding; 3'-5'-DNA exonuclease activity; DNA-directed DNA polymerase activity. The record is from RefSeq and is a predicted model, not a curated record. The transcript is spliced from 2 exons. The coding region runs from base 1 to 3324 and encodes 1107 amino acids.